AGAAAACAGUUCAAUGAACCGCAACCUGCGCUUUUGCGUUGAAAAAUCGUUGUUUUUCUUAUCCAAUUCUGUUCCACGUCUUCAUUUUCCACUUUGAUUUGUGGAACAGUUGAUCGGAAAGCUUUUUCAUUCACAAGGCGAAGCUCGAUCACCAUCCAUGGCUUUAGACAUCCAAACCUUGGAAGACAGCUAUACUGAUUCUUGCAGGAGACAUGGCGUUUUGCCUAACACUGCUAUUUUGUCAAGCCUGUUCAAGGCUGAGCGAAAAAAGUCCUGCCAUGAACUCUGCAGCCUGGAGAUUUUAAUUGAUGACCUUAGGGAUAUUGACUUUGCACCACUUCUUGAUAUAUGUACGGACCUUGAUAAUUCCGAAAUCGAAGCUGUUGAUGUACGUACUGAAUCAGCAUGUGUAUUAAAUGGAGCAUAUGCAUUAUCAUUGAUGCGUGCUAUUAAACAAAAGCUUCGAGUAGUCAAUCUACAAGAUCUGUCUGUUGGAAGGGACUUCUUACGGGAUAUCUCACAAAGAGGUUUGGCAUGCCAAGUUUUGACAUUGAAAUUUUCACAUUUCCGUAAGCUGAACUUGGUGGGGGAGUUCAUGCACUUGCACACCCUUAGUCUUGAUUUCAGUUCUUCGCUUACCAGUUUCCAAGAGGAAUGCUUUAAUUGCAUGCCCCAUCUAAUGUGCCUCUCGAUGUGUGAGACACGGAUUACAAAUCUAUGGACAACUGUUGCAGCUCUCUCUAAGCUUCCUUCUUUGAUUGAACUAAGGUUUCAGUAUUGGCAGUGUUGCAAUGAUGCUGGAAUAUCUCUUCUCUCGAGCAGUGGGAAGUCAGAUGACACUGCAGAUUGUAGCCUUCUAAAUAAAGCUCCAUUUGUUGGUGAAUUAUGCACUGAAACAAGGGAACUGACAAAACCUAACCUAAGUGCUGAAGAUCCAUUGAUAAGGCUUUAUUCCUUUGAUGAAAAUAUUCAAAGCAUGGUUGAAGAUUCGUCAGAUGAUAGUGAAGAUGACUUUACUAACCACAAUCAUAGAUACUGGCAGUCAGAUAGCUUUUCGGGGUGGAAUUUACAACUACCUUUUCAGAAUGAGUUCAUGUUACAAAAAGAAGAUGGAGCAGAGUCAUCACAAGGUUCCUUUUCAGGGAAUAUUGCCGAUGUUUCUAUGAAGUAUAUGUCUUGUCAUACAUCACCAAUAUGCUAUGAGAAACAUUAUAGAGAAUUCAUGAUAGCCUCACUACCAAAUUUGAAAAUUUUAGAUAAUCUGCCUAUCAGAAAAAUUGACAGGGAAAGGGCUAGUGAAAUAGUUCCUCAACACUUUGAAUACCUUCCGUAUAGACGGAAGCAAAAACAGAGUGUUGUAAGUAUCUUACAAACACGGGAAAUAAAAUCUAGCCACAAUAAAGUGCAUACUUCUAAGUCUCUGCCAUCAUGUCCUUCUGGAAAUUCUCAAUAUUUUUAUACUAGAUCACUUUCUGCGGCUAAAAUGGGGUCUUCAACUUGGCCUUCCUUGCAUCCCCUUUCUCUGUCAGAAUGUAAUUUGGACAGGAGCUUACGUCCAAGGCAGUUUGAGUACCAUCCAUCUGACUCCAGCUUGAUGGUCUUUGGAACUUUAGAUGGUGAAGUAGUUGUCAUCAACCAUGAGAAUCAACAUGUUGUGAGUUAUAUCCCAUCACUUGGAGCAAUGAAUAGUGUCUUGGGUCUUUGUUGGCUCAAGAAAUACCCUUCUAAGCUUAUAGCAGGUUCCGACAAUGGUUCUUUGAAAUUGUAUAACAUCCACCAGACACCUAAAACAAGAACUAGCGUAUAUGGAAAUUCUAGUGGUGUUACAUUUGAUGAAUUUGACCAGUUGACAUCUGUUCAUGUUAAUGCCUCGGAUGAACUAUUCCUUGCAAGUGGUUACUCAAGGAAUGUUGCUCUGUAUGACAUCAACAGUGGAAAGCGCUUACAAGUUUUCACUGAUAUGCAUCAUGGGCAUAUUAAUGUUGUCAAAUUUGCAAAUCAUUCCCCGUCAAUUUUCGCUACUUCCUCGUUUGAUCAUGAUGUCAAGAUGUGGGACUUGAGACAGAAACCGAUACAUCCUUGCUUCACUGCUUCAAGCUCUAGAGGAAAUGUGAUGGUUUGCUUUUCUCCAGAUGACCAAUAUAUUCUUGCAUCAGCAGUUGAUAAUGAGGUUAGACAACUUUUGGCUGUUGAUGGUAGGCUUCACUUGGUUUUUGAUAUUGCUUCCACUGGAAGUUCCCAGAACUACACCCGUUCAUAUUACAUGAAUGGGAGGGACUACAUUAUAAGUGGGAGUUGUGAUGAACAUGCUGUUCGUAUUUGCUGUGCUCAAACAGGGAGACGCUUGAGAGAUAUAUCACUUGAGGGAAGAAGCUUAGGAAGUUCCAUGUUUGUUCAAUCUUUGAGGGGUGAUCCUUUCAGGGACUUCAAUAUGAGUGUGUUAGCGGCCUACAUGCGCCCAGGCUCCAAGUCUGAGAUUGUCAAGAUUAACCUUCUAGCAUCUGUUGACCAUACCAAGGAUGAUUUUGAUGAGCAACGCCCUUUUGCAUUCCAAAGUAUGGGAGCUUGAUAUUGGUUACAAGGCAGUAAGUUUUGCGUUCUCGCAAUGUAACUAUCCAGCUAGUGUAAAUUCAAACUUCCUCCUCCUCCUCCUUGUAAAUCUUGUAAUGACUAUAGUUGCUUGCAGAUAUGACGCGAGGGUUUAAGUUCUUAUGCCAUUGUUAGAAGUCCUUAGAACCUAGGAUAUGUUGGGACUAAUUUAAUUUCAUUAAGUUCCAAAGUGGUCCUUCAGAUUGGUCCCAUGCAUUGAAAUAGUCAUCGAAAUCCCAAUUACACCAAUUUGGUCCCUAAUAUUGGCAAAAGUAUAACAUGUUAACCCCCAAGUUUUUCCGUCAAGUGACUCCUCAUGAGACUAUGGACUAACGCAGUAUAUUUUUGCCUAUAUCAAGAAUGGAAUUGGUGCAACUGAGAUCUCGUAGUCUAGUUUAAUCCACACGGCUAAUCUCAAGAACUAUUUUGGAGUUUAAGUCAUAGUUUUAUAUAUGAAGCUCGUCUACAAACAAAAUUCAAUUGAUUAAAUUUUAUCCUUUACUUUGACCUGCUAAUUAAAUACAUACGUCACAAAGAAAAAAAAAAUUGAGUGAAAUUGAGUAACUGAGAAAUAGAUUGGUUGGAAUUUUAAGUAUGAGCAAUUUAGUGUCAUGUUAUUUAAGUUUAAAUUAUGUACAUAAUGCCAAGGGGAGUCUUAGAGUAAGGGUUGAAUAUUCUCUGUGUGAUUUUAAAGUUAUAGGUUUAAACUGUGAAAACAGCUACUGAUAUAAUUAUCAGGUUUAAUUACAUA
Molecule: messenger RNA, 3340 nt
Organism: Arachis duranensis
Lineage: Eukaryota; Viridiplantae; Streptophyta; Magnoliopsida; Fabales; Fabaceae
Product: protein DWD HYPERSENSITIVE TO UV-B 1
Exons: 10
Coding region: 158-2569 (803 amino acids)
Biological process (GO): cellular response to UV-B
Cellular component (GO): Cul4-RING E3 ubiquitin ligase complex
Molecular function (GO): protein binding
Source: RefSeq, a predicted model, not a curated record